This is a messenger RNA of Gryllus bimaculatus (two-spotted cricket), 7221 nucleotides long. The record is from the annotation of a GenBank genome assembly. Lineage: Eukaryota; Metazoa; Arthropoda; Insecta; Orthoptera; Gryllidae.
AAUAUUGUGAUUGAUCAUGAUUGUUAUUUGAAUUAUAUACAUAGACCAAGCUUAUGGGUGCUCCUUGCGUGCUCUGUGAUUAUAAUCAUUUAUAUGAAAGGAGGUGCUGAAGCCUGAGGAGACAAUAUUUAAGCGAGAGCGAGGGGAAGCCGGGAGCGACCAGGAGUUGUAUUAAAUAAAGUGGGACUCAUAAUACUCUCUGAUCAGGAUCAGAUGGUCAGGAGGAUUUGCAGGCAUACGCGGCGUUGGGAUAAUCGCUGAUUGGGAUUGUGGGCAAGUGGUUAUCAGUGGUUAUAUGCCGGGGCAUGCGUUGACAAGCGCAAGGAAGGCGCAUUGUGAGAAUUUAUGAUUUAGUGGCACACAACUUGAGGCAGUUCUUAACUGUCAUAUCACAAACAUAUCUAAAUAGCCUUUCUCUUAAAGGCCUUACCUGUAUGUUUAAAGUGGCCACAUUUCUAAAUUGUUGCAAAUUGGAAUAAUAUACUAUUGCAGUAUAAUAGCAAUCCAAAUGAAGUGUUUAAAUGCAAAAAUUAUGUGAUGAGAAUGGUUUAAUAAAUAUUUGGCUCCAAUUUCCAUAAUCUUUUGACAUGAAUUAAGGUAACCUUGUGCUGACACAAUGUGCAUCCAUAUACGUUUAUGAUCUCUCAUUGUGUUACUUCUGUGGAUAUCUGCAUUGGUAAUAUUUGUCUACAAAUAUGGAUGUUUGUACUAAACAAGGAAAUUUGGAACUUCAUCAGCACUUACUAAGGACUGCAGUUACGUGCCUUGGGAUAAUAGAUAAUCAUGUUAUAUCAGGAAUGGGCGGUUUUAUCAGAAUUUUCAAUAUUUUGUCAUCAAGAUUGGUGGCUCAGAUGUGUGUCUUUAGUGACUGUAAACUUCAUGGUAUUUCCAAAGGAUCUGUAAAUUAUUUUGUUGUUUUUGGAGGAAGAAAAAUUGCCAUUAUCUAUUAUAGUCUUGAAAGUUUGAAAAUUGAAACUUUGUGGCAUGUAGAUGAUUGGAUUCUAUGUGCUCGUUGGCUUGAAGAUGAAAACAUUGCUAUUGGAACUGCUCAUAAUACUGUGGUUUUAUGGAACUGGAGAGCUCAAGAGAAAGUGAAGUCUAUAAUUUGUGAAGAAAGGUGUAUUCUUUACAGCUGUACAUUUGUGGGAUCUAGCUGGGACCAAUUGGUUGUAUUCGCUGGAACUGUAUUUCAAGAGGUGAUCAUCUGGUCUCCAUCUGAUAAUGAAACAUCAGGUUUAGAUUGUCCUGUUUUGCAUCGAUUGCAAGGACACAAGGGAGUGAUUUUCUCAAGUCAUUAUAAUCCUGCAACAGGACGGAUACAUACUACAUCAGAUGAUCGUUCUGUGAAAGGUUGGCAAGUUAGACCUGCUCAUCCUCGAAAAUGGCAACUUGCUGAAAUUAAUUUAGUGAAUACCAUGUAUGGACAUACAGCUCGAGUGUGGAAGAGUGUAGGCCUUGGAAAGUGUACCAUAAGCAUAGGGGAGGUAACAGGAGGUUCUGAUGGAAGUAUUAGUGUGCUUUCUCUGGACCAUUGUUUGAAAGAUGUGAAUCCAGUUCUUCCUAUUUCCAUCAAUGCAAACUUAAUUGAACAAACAUCUCAGCAAAAUUACCCCAGGAGAGUGGUUCUCUUACGGAAUGGUCAUAUGAUCAUAGUUCUUCAAUCUGGACAUAUCAUUCAGUGUUCUGAGAUACAAGGCAAUAUUUCACUCAAUUCUAACAAGGACGCUUUGGAAAAUGUAGCAUUAUGUCUAGGUGGAGAUCAUAGUUAUUCAUCUGACACUUCUAUGUGGACUGUUCUAUAUUUCAGUCCAAAAUUUGCAAAUUACUGUCUCUUAGAAAUAUCUGCAUGCAAGCAGCGAUUUGCUGUAGCUUCAUUGGAUGGGCACAUAUUAAUCUUUGAAGAAUCUACAAGCAGCAAAAUAUCCAGAAAAAUUGAGAAGAUAGUAGAUUUUUCUGCUGCUGAGGGUAAAAUAUUUUCUCUGCAGUGGCUUUCACCCAAUAGUAUUCUUACUUGUGAAGUUUUGGGCAAACUUUGCUUGUGGUCUUUGCAAGCACUUGAAGAUGGAUCUUAUAGUCUCAAGAAGAUAAAAACAUUCAUUCUUCCCUACAGCAAGGAGAGAUGGGUCACAUCUGCUUUGCUCGUUGAUAAUUAUUAUCUUAUUUGCGGUGAUCGUGUUGGGAGUAUACAUUUAUACUCAGUUCAAGGGGAAAUUAAUGAUAAUGAAAAACCUAAUCAGACAUUAAGUAAAGUACAUGGGAGAUUUGGUGUAAGCUUUCUUAUGGUGCAUCAGAAUUAUAUUUUCUCUUGUGGACGUGAUGGUACUUUACGACAGUAUCAAUAUGUGGACCUACCAAAAACUCUGAAACAAUUGUGUGUCACUCGAAUGCCCUUUGAUUGGGUUUCAUCAUGUUGUGUAAAUGAAAACGAUAUUCUAGUGUUAGGAUUUUGUGAGAAAAAUUUUGUUGUAUGGACACAAGAGCAGCAGCGGUUACUGUGCGAGCUGCCAUGUGGUGGAGGUCAUCGAUCUUGGGAUUACAUUGUGGAAGGGAAUUGUUUAAACUUUGUGUACAUUAAACAAAAGUGCCUUUUUGUUGCAUCUUGUGACUUGAAGUUGUCUUCAGUACUGCAGACAGGUUUUCAUCCAAAAGAAGUGAAUUGUUUACAAAUCCUCCACAAGAAUGUGAAGUUUCCUGUUCUUAUAUCAGGUGGAGAAGAUACUACUAUUCGUGUGGCAUUAGCAUGUUCACGAAACUAUUUGCAUACACUUUUUGUGUUACAUAGCCACUUAUCAAGUAUCAGAGCUAUAACUUGUUAUGAACUUCAUGAAAACAAAUUGCUAAUGUUUUCUGCUGGAGGGAGAGCUCAAAUUAAGGCUUGGGAAUUAACUUUAGAAUCAGAGUGUGGUACAUCUGAGAUGCUUCCUAAAAUUUUAUGUCAAGAAUUAAGUUCCCACAUGCUAAUGAACUCUGACAACAAACAACAUAAAUCUUGGAAACAUUCGCAGCCAACUGUGGACCCUGAAACUCGAUACAUGAGCCUUUGCCCUAUUUUAUAUAAUGGAAAUAUAUAUGUUGCUGCAGGUUGCUCUGAUGGUUACUUCAGAGUUCUUCUGUAUUGCAGUGUUCAGCAGUGCUUUCAGCUUGUAGGAUCUUUUAAAUUCCAUCAGCGAUGCAUUUUAAAUGUGGCAUGUGUUUCUGCACUGAAUGCUAUUACAAUGGCCACAGAUGGUAUUGCAGCAUUUUGGGAUUUGUCAGUGCUGGUAGAAAGACAUUCACCUGGGAAUUUCAAAGUGGAUACUGAAAUUAGUUCUGAAGAUUGUGACCUUAAGCCCUUGUCAGAUUUUAAACUGCAUCAAUCCGGAAUCAAUAGCUUUGAUCUUUUCUCUAUGGAAAUAGAUCAUAUUCUAUUAGCUACAGGAGGUGAUGAUACUGCUUUAGUGAUCACAGCAUUCAGAAUGAAUAAUAAACGAAAGGGCAUCGUCCAAAUACUGCAGUGGCGAAUGGAAUCUGCUCAUGUUGCGCAGAUUACAGGAUUGGCUUUUGUGGAUCAGUAUCUAAUAAGCACUUCAGUGGAUCAGAAAGUAUUUGUUUGGAAAUGGUUUUGCAGUGUAAAUAGACGAUUGCUCUUAGUCACAAAAGUGGCUGCAUAUUGCACUACAAUUGCUGAUAUUCAUGGACUGAAAGUAUGGCCCACAGGGAAUUCAUUUUCUGUAUGUGUAUAUGGUAAAGGUAUUGAAAUAAUUCAUGAAAAUUCUGUUCAUGAAGAUGUGAAAUAAAAUAUUACCAUACAUUAUACACCUUUGAAGAACUGUGAUAGUGUGACUAAAGUAUAGAUAAUAUGACGUAUGUAUGUAUGUAACUAAAUAAAUAAAUUCACGUUACCAUUUUUGUAUGAAAAAUAUUUUAAUGAUAAUUACUGGACAUGUCUGUAUUUUUUUAAAAUUUGAAUGAUUCUGUACACCUCUUUCAAUGUAUUAAUUAUUGAAAUAAAACAAUAUUUUACAAAUUCAAACACUGGAACUAUCACUUUAAAACUAACUUUGUUUGAAUCUGCAUUGCAAAAUUAAUGUUUAUGAGAUGUGCUAUGCUUAAAAAACCUCUUAACCAAAAUGCAUUAAUUUCUGAAGCUUGCAUUUAAAACUAAUAUAGAACAUUAUCAUUGGCAUUGGAUGUCAAGGUCUUUCUUUAUCCUCUCCUUAUAUCAAUGUAUUUUUACUUGUGUCAAAGGUCACAGCAUUAACUGUUAGUAGAAAUAAAAGUUAAAAAUCAGGCAGAGCUCUUUAUUUUUCUUUUGAAAUUCAUUCAAAACGAAAAAAAUGCACAGUUUUUGAUGAUUUUAUAAUUGGGAUAUUGUGUACUUAUUUUAUAUUUUCAAAGACCCAAUAAUGCUAGAGAUAAAGUGAAGUUUCUUUUUGGGUGAAAGUCCAUGCACUUCUCUGUAUAUAUAAAAGAUAAAUCACACCUUAAAAUUAUCUUUCUGAGAGAAUUUACUUGUUAACAUGAAGUUCUUGGCUUUCAUUCUGCUGACUGUGAUUUUUGCAGCAAUAACAGUCUGCUCCUACAGCGAAGAAAGUUCUGAGAAGAUUGUUGAACCUUCACCUGUGAUAUCAAAUGAUAAUGCAAGUGAUAUCCCUACCACACCAGUAUCUUCAACAAAGUCUGGUUCUGAUGAUGACAGUAAUUCUAGUGAAGAAAUUGAUCAUAUGAUUGAUAAUAUUGUUUCUAAACUGGAUGUUUUGUCAGUGGAUGUAAAUGAUGAUGCUUUGCAGAAAUGUAUAUCAAAUAAUAAUACCGUAGCUUUGACGAAAGCAAGGCGGGCAGAUGAAGAAAUGGAAAAAUGUUUGGAACCUGCAUUCGAUACUCUGGAAAUUGAGAUUGAUGACUUUGAAUCAUUUGAUGUAGAGAUAGUUAAAAAUAUCAGUCAACAUUUUUGCAAAGUUUAUCCACCUUUAGAAGAAAACUGUACAGCUGCCUACUACAGUAAUAUUGAACCAUGUUUAAGUGAUGGAGACAUGAAAGGAAUGAAAAUAUUUGAUAAGAUGGUGACUGCAGGAUUAGAAUAUAUGUGCCAGAUCGAACCAGAUUUUCUCAUAGAGGCUGCUCGAAAUGAAUUUGGCUGCAACCUAAUAGAGCACAUAGCAAGCUUUGUAUUCUGUGUUGUUCCUCCUUUCCAAGAAAUAGUACGCAAUAAUCAUACUGCUAUGGCUAUUCCACGCCUGUUAACUGGUAAAGGAUGUCGUCUGUACAAGGAAAUGUCUCAUUGUAUCCAUGAAGAACUGAAGACAUGUAAAAAUACAACAUAUUCUGGAAUCAUAGUGGGAUUUUUUAAUGUCACGGCCAAUGCACUUCCUGAAUGUCCUUCUGAAAGAACUGAAUGGGAGCAAUAUAUGGGUCAAGUUGUGGGACAGUUGUAUAAUGAAGAACAUGCACAAACUGAAUUAUUAAAAUCAAUGAAGACUCAAAUAGAUCAACUCAUUGUUGCAAAUGCUCUACAGUCAAAAUUUUUACAAGAAGACAAAGAAAACAAUCGAAAUGUAGAUAAAGCUCUUCAUUCUAUCUUGGGGUUAUUAAAUGCCAUAAAGAAAGAAAGGUGAUUUUCUUCAUCAAUUAUUAAAGUGACAUUAAAGAAUUUUCUAUUUGGUAACUAAAAUGUAUGUUCUGUAAUAAUCCUAGGUAAGAUUACGGAUUUCUGCAUUUCAUGAAGGAAAAAUGUAUGAAUUAUCAAUUUGCAAUAUUUUAUUAUAUGAAUAAUUUACUUAAAUCCAACUUUCUUGAAAUUACGGUACAAUGCUAUGUAAUUUCUUCUGAACAUAAAAAUUAUAUUUUAGUUUCUAGCAACAAAUUAGUUGUAUGUCAUUUUUGACAAUAUUUACUAUCUUAGUUUGUGAACUAACAACUUCUCCAUUACUACAGUUUUUAAGUGAAAUCUGUUAGUAUAUGCUUUCUGAUGCAUUUCUGUGAUAAGCAAUAAAACAUGCCUCCUUUGUGACCUCUUGAAAGUUAUCACUAAUUUUGAACCAGAAAAAUGUGAAACUGUUCACACGCAACAGUGGAAAUGAACGCAGAAAGUGUUUUGUUUUUAAACUCGUGAUUGUAUUUAAUAUUAUUUAAUAAUAAAUGUAAUUGUGGACUCAAGAAAUAAAAGUUGAAGGAUGAAAAGUAUUCUUGAUGACAUGUUCCUAAAAUUUUAAAAAUUCAAUCACAGCUCUAUCAAUGAUACAAAAAUAUGUUUAUCAAAAUUGUAAUAACAGCUUUCCAUUCUGAUCUCCCUAUCUUAUUUCUUUCUUCAGUUUGUCUAUUUCAAUAGUGAUAAUUAAAGUACUAAAUGUUGUUUUUUGUGUAUUUCUGAAUUUUAAAAUUUUGUGAUUUCUUAAUAUAUAAAUAUUAUUUUUAAAUUAAGUUUGAUAACCUCAGGAAACCUUUGAAUAUUGUACUUUUAACCAACACAAAUUAAGUGAUGAUCCUUUAGAGCAGCAAAUUACUUUUCUCUGCACUGAGUGUAAACUAGUACUGUACUAUUUCCAGACUCAUCUGAAACUGCAUUUUUAUGACUAACAUUUAAAUCAUCAAAAUGUAGCCAUGUCUCUUCUAUUUCAUCAAACACAUCUGCUACGUAGUGACCUAAAACAUAAAAAUUAUUGAUUAAAAUUAAUGGAAAAAAUAGACAUUGGCUGAAAUAAAAAGAUAUUGCUUGCAACUUAACAAAUAUCUUCAGUUGUACAAAGAUAUUUUAAUUAUUUUAUCUGAAAUUUUUUUUGCAAUGAACUGAAUGUCAUAUUAGUUCGUGAAAGAAAAUAACUCUUAUUGGUGUAUUUUAUCUCUAAAGUGUACUUUUCACACUUCUGAUAUGUUAGCCUGGUGAAACUGAAGGUCUCAAUUCAUAUUUUCAUUUCAGCUGCUCAAAAACUUGCUUGAUUCAAUUUAAAAUAUAAUUGAAUUAAUUAACUGAAACUCAAUUUAGUUCAUAAAUAUUUACAGAAAUUGUUACAGAACACAAAUAUACAGUGUUCUAUUCUUCAUGUAGUAUCCUAAGAAUAAUGAGAUGUAAUUUACAUGUUACAUGACAAAAUUGCAUUAGAGAAAAUGACAUUUUGAAAGUCUGACACUUUGACAGUAAAUAAAUCAAAGAACAACUGCCAUCAAAUUCUUUAACAACAUACAAAGAAGGCCAAAUUAUUAGACUAAAUAUUUUUUCCUUGACUUAACAGAUUAUAAUUUGUC